This is a messenger RNA of Hypoxylon fragiforme, 574 nucleotides long. RefSeq lists its product as uncharacterized. The record is from RefSeq and is a predicted model, not a curated record. The transcript is spliced from 2 exons. Bases 99 to 413 code for a protein of 104 amino acids. NCBI's taxonomy places the organism in Eukaryota, Fungi, Ascomycota, Sordariomycetes, Xylariales, Hypoxylaceae.
GCGUAAGUUUCUCUACCUACCUACCUACCUACCUACCUAGUCGGCAUCGUGGGCGCUGCUGAGCACGAUGGGCGGCAUCCACCCGAUCUACUCGGCGAAUGUGCGCAGGAUUCGGGCCGAGACGUUCAACGUGGCGUUUGAGAAGCUCGAUGCCUUUUUACCAGGCGCAUCCGGACGGCCGUCGCAGCGCGCUGGUACUGGAGAGUUUCUCGGCGCAGGCGGUGCCGGAUGAGGCGACGGCGUAUCCGUGGAGGGAUGCGAGGGGGAACUUCAUGUUCCAACUAGAGUGGCUAGAACGGGAUAGUCCCGUAGAAGCAGCAGCGACUGCCCUCGCUCGUGAACUACGCGAUCAAUUCACAGCCACGUCUGGAUACUCGCAGGUUAGGUUUGCAACCGGUAAGGUGUUUACGUAGGGUACUUAAGGUAUGUAAACUAUUUUGUAUCCAAAUUUGCCUAGGUGUAUAAGCAUGCCCUCGAGGCUGGUACGUCUUGAAAAUGUUAAAUUUCGAUGGUAUAGAAUAUAUAAGAUGAAAAGAGGCCCAACAUCUGAUGCCUCUUCCCAGGCCACGAAAAU